AUGUUCUACGUGGAUCCAGGAACCGUCUUGAAGGCAACAGUUUCCAGGUUCAUGGGCCCCUCGGCCGGGAUGAACGUGGCCGGCAUGGGCCCCCUGAGCGGCAUGGCGGAGGCGGCCAAGUCGCUGGCCCCGCUGCACGCCGCGCCCCGCAGGAAGCGCCGGGUCCUCUUCUCCCAGGCGCAGGUCUACGAGCUGGAGCGGCGCUUCAAGCAGCAGCGGUACCUGUCGGCGCCCGAGCGGGAGCACCUGGCCAGCCUGAUCCACCUCACGCCCACCCAGGUGAAGAUCUGGUUCCAGAACCACCGCUACAAGAUGAAGCGGCAGGCCAAAGACAAAGCCGCGCAGCAGCAGAUGCAGCAGGACAACAGCGCCUGCCAACAGCAGCAGUCCCCCAGGCGAGUGGCGGGGGCCCUGCGUUUAAAAGACGGCCAAGCAGAAGUGACAAUUCAGAUGAAGACGUGGGUUGUGCCCACGGCAGUUCACGACACCAUUGACAUGUUUUGUUAA
Molecule: messenger RNA, 507 nt
Organism: Pelodiscus sinensis (Chinese soft-shelled turtle)
Lineage: Eukaryota; Metazoa; Chordata; Testudines; Trionychidae
Source: RefSeq, a predicted model, not a curated record